This is a messenger RNA of Adineta steineri, 1320 nucleotides long. Lineage: Eukaryota; Metazoa; Rotifera; Eurotatoria; Adinetida; Adinetidae. The record is from the annotation of a GenBank genome assembly.
AUGGACACUACUAACAUUCAAAAUGAUGAAUUAAUAUUAUCACAACGAAUCUUAUCAGGAAUAAAUUCUUCACAUUAUCAACGAAUUGGAGCAUUCGUUCAAAAUGAAUAUGGAAAAAUUCUUUCUGCACAUAAAGAAUCAUCAUCAUUAUCUACUUUAUGUGAUUUUACAUUUGGUAAUCCACAUAAUAUGGCAUUACCUACAUUUUUAUCUUCAUUUCAUAAAUAUAUUGAACCAUUAAAUGUUGGGUGGUAUGGUUAUUGUAUGGCAACAAAUCCUAAUACGGAACCAUCUCGUCAAAUCGUUGCAUUAAAUCUAUCAAAAAGAUUUUCACCAUUAUCAUUUCAAUCCGAAGAUAUUUAUUUAGUUAAAGGAAAUUUCGGUGGACUUUAUACAUGUAUAUCUAUGUUAUUAAAUCCAAAUGAUGAAGUCAUUUUUCCUAUUCCAGCAUGGUUUUGUUAUGAAGCAAUGAUUAUUUCAUGUCAAGGUAUAUCCAUUGAAGUUAAUAUUAAUCUAAAUACAUUUGAGUUAAAUCUUGAUGAAAUUAAAAAUAAAAUUACUGAUCGAACAAAAAUAUUAAUUAUCAAUACUCCACAUAAUCCAACAGGAAAAAUUUAUUCAUCAACAACAUUAGAAUUAUUAUCAAAUAUUUUAUUAGAAGAAUAUGAAAGACGUCAACAAAAAUAUGGUCAUCAAGCUCAACCGAUUUGGUUAGUAUCCGAUGAAGCAUAUAAUAAUAUUCUAUUUAAUAAUAAUAAAUUUUAUUCUCCAGCUGAAUUUUAUCCAUAUACAUUUUUAUGUUAUACUUAUGCUAAAACAUUAUUAAAUCCAGGUAUUCGAUUAGGAUAUAUUGCAUUAUCAGAAAAAGUACCUUUAAAUUAUCGUUUAUUAUUUCAAAAAUAUUUACCUCAAACACUUAUUGUAAAUGGAUUUCAAGUACCUGAUUGUGUUACACAAUAUUUGGUACAAGAUAUUGAAAAAUUAGCAAUUAGUAUUGAUAUAGAAAAUUUAGAAAAGAAAUUAAAUUCAGUAUUAGAUAUAUUAUCAUCAAUUGGAUAUGAAAUACCAGUAAAACCAGAAGGUACAUUUUAUAUACUUAUUAAAUCACCUUUAGAAGAUGAUCAAGCAUUUUGUCGUUUAUUAUCAAAAUAUAAUGUUUUAUGUUUACCUGGUGCAGUAUUAGCAAUACCAGGAUAUUUUCGUAUAUCAUUAACUGCAAAUGAAGAUAUGAUUGAAAGAAGUCGAGAAGGAUUUAAACAGGCCUAUGAAGAAGCAAUGUCUUCUAAUUCCAAUCAAGCAAUUCAAAGUGAUAAUAAAUAA